AUGAUCGUGCAUCGCAGCGUGAGAAGAUUGCGAAGCGGCUCGAGUUUCAUCCGUGCGCCUUAAACUUUGAUGGCAUUACUGGAUGCGCGUUUUGCAAGUUUAAUGCGUUAAAACCAAGAGUCUCCAGGAUUCUAACGCGGAUUAAACAUUGGUUUUGAACAGGAGAAGUUUGGACACGGAGUCGAUGUGGAGAUGUGUUGUAAAUCCACUCUUAUUGGAUAACUCCGCAUAAGAGCAACGUCAGCAGACACUGAGGAGCCUUUACCAUGCAGGGAUACACAUGGAGUUCAAAUAAGCGUCCUUCACAAAGGUACCAAGAUCGGCCUCCACCACAAUACCAAGAACGACUUCAACCUCAAUACCAAGAUCAUUCUCCACCUCAGUACCAUGAAAGGUCUCCACCUCAGUGCCAAGAACAAUUCCCACCUAAUUACCGUGCUGUCAGAAAUGAUCAAUCCAGUGCAUUUCAGGUACAUCUCAUCCCGCAACAUCAUACCACAUUAGAGACAAGAUAUUCCAAUGGACAACAAGAGGCUGCAAAUCAGUGGAAUGCUUGCUCAGGCAGUGCAAAUUCUUCUACAUUUCAACAAAACUCAAAUGGAUAUGAUUGGUUAAAACGGACAAACCAGAUCCAUUGCCAGCAACCAUUUGCAGCUGCCCACACGCAGCAGCAACACCCAUCUGACAACCCAAGUGCAUGUAGAUAUCGCGGCCAAAUGGUGCAAUGGCAUGAUUCCUCCCCACAGAACCACAGAAACACAGGCUAUAGUCAAGCUCCAAUGUAUUGGUCUCCACAGUCAGACCAUGGCAGCUCUGUGGGUAACAGCAGAGGUUGGAGUUCCCACAUUUCCAACAAAGGCAGCUCUUGUUCCAUGAAAAAUCAGCGACAAUUUCGAGCUCCUAGAAUGGCUGCUCAUCAUCACCAUCAACAACAACAACAAGAGUUCUCUAGAAAAUAUUCAGGCAAAAAACGAAGAUGGAACACACAAUACUCUUCUCAGGCCUUCCAAAAAAAUCCUAACAAUCAAGCUCAGAACAGAACUGAGACCAAUCGUACCUCAUGCAACUCUACAACACCACCUUCUGGAGCACAGAGCAAUGUUUCAUUGCCUUCCAAUAAUUUAAACCAAAGACCUGUUGAUCAGAACUGGACAGAACUUAGGUCAAAUGCAGGUCCAGAUGUAUCAGCGACCCAGCCUCAGAAUAAUCAAAUUGGUGGACAUCAGUCUCAGGGCACAAACAAUGGGACAUGUAACACUAAUCAGACCUCUCAAACGACACAGUGCAGAAAAGUCCAGCUUCAGCCCCACUCUGAAACUCAUUUUAACUUGUCAUCUUAUGCUGACUCUAUAAUGUAUAGAUUACUGUGUUCAGAUGAUAAUGAACUAAUAGAUGAAAGAGCUGCACAUCAGAACAUUCGUCCAGAAAAUUCGGAGGUUUGUGCAACCAAAAGGACUGACAAUCACUCAAAGGAACCAAGAGCACAGUGUACAGUUGAACCGCCCAGCAAAAGAAUGAAGUAUGCUAAGAUUCAGAGAGACUGUUGGAACAAAGUAACAACAGUGUCCAAAGACAAAAGUGAUUUUAGGAUGCAAUCUGCCCAAACUGGUACCCAUCAGACAAGUAGCCAUGAGAACAGAUGUAAAGGAACGUGGCAGCACAACAUACAGUACAGUACGGACCCAGCAGACUGUCUUGAAGUGGUGUUUGCACUUCAGAAAGCUGCUCAGCAAACUCACAAGGCCAUAGCCAUUGUUUCACCCAUUUCCCAGCAGAUCCAAAACACUGCACCGACGGCUGAUACCAGCCCCCAAAAAGCUGAAAGUCCACAGUUAAAAAUUGAUUGCGUUUGGUCACUUGUUGAAGAUUCUAAUAAACAAAAAACUAUAAAUGACAAGCUAUUGGAAUCCUCUUUACAAAUGGCUCAACAGGACAACAAAAGCCUUGAAAACACAACUGAAAGCAACCUCGCAAAUCCUGAUGCAUGCUCUGCUAACCCGGAUGAAUAUCAAAAUGAUGUGCAGCAAAAUGACUGUGAUUCAAGUGAUCCUUUAUUUGACUUGUCCAGUGUGCCAGUGAUUGACCACACACUGGAGAAACUGAUGGACUUAGCAAAGUCUUUAGACUGGAUAUCGGCUGGAUAUCCUGAGUAUUCUGAGAGCGUUUUAGAAAGGGUCGUAAAACUCUACUGGAAUGGGAAAGCUUCCAAUAUGUUGGAGCCUUUAAAAUCAUUCCGCGAGGUACUGCACUUAUCCAUGAAAUAUGCAAAGGAUUAUGGGUCUGUGGUAUGUAAAAGCAUUGAAACCGAAAACCUGAAGAAGCUAGCUCAUUGCGACAUUCUCAAAAAUGAGAUGCAUUCAUCGUCAGAGGAGUUCAGGUCUUCUUGGUUAAAUGUUGAUGGACAGCCAGCUGAUAUUGAAAAGGUGCUUUCAGAGCCAUUAUUGUUCAAGGCAACAUCACAGACUCUUUCAGAUAACACUGUUGUCGCUUCAGUCAGUUUAGGUGUGAAUUCCCUCACAGACAUGCCUGAGGUUUCAUCAGAGGAGAAAAGUGUGAAUCCACACACGAGCAGUCCAACAGAUCUUUUCAUACAAAAGCCAGGAAAUGACAGUGAGGAAGUGACUGCUGAAAACAAUGGGCAUUCAUAUGUAAUGCUCAGAAAAGAAAGUGAGAAAGAGACAUCCAAGAAGCAAGAGGACAUCAAUCUAAACCAAAAAUUUAAUACAGAACUCUCAGACAUUUCACCUUUAGUUGAAAGGUCUACAGAGGAACUUGCAGACCUUGGCAGUGCAAAAGAUUGUUUGCAAAUGCAAACACAUGAUAAUGUAUCAGAUUCACGGUCUCUGAGCCCUGGAGACCAUGUUUCAGAUGGUUUCAAAAUCUCUGAGGUGUCUUUCUUUACUGAGACUCUUUGUACCUCUAUAGAUACAUGGCAGAUGGAAGAUGUUUCCAAUGAUGAAAAUCCAGGUAAACAAGAAGCUCUGAAUAACUCCUUUGAAUGUAUUUCAGAUGAAGAAAAUCCGGUCAGUAAAGAAGCUCUGAAUAACUCCUCAGAAGAUGUUUCUGAUGAUGAAAAUCCGGUCAGUAAAGAAGCUCUGAAUAACUCCUCAGAAGAUAUUUCUGAUGAUGAAAAUCCAGGCAAUAAGGAGGCUCUUAAUAACUCCUCAGAAACCUGGCAGGUAGAAGAUAUUUCUGAUCAGGACAAUUCUGGAAAUAAGUUGGUUCUUCUUAAUUCUUCAAACAUCUGGCAGGCGGGAGACAUCUCUGAUAAUGAGAAUCCAGGCAAUAUGGACAUUCCUAGCAACUCCUCAAACAUAUGUGCAGUGGAAGAUGUUUCUGUUGAUGAAAAUUCAAGUAAUGAUUCCUUGUUUAUGGGAAUCACAGUGCUAUCAUCAGAAGAUGCUAAAACAUUUUUCCAACAGAUCGAAAAGGAACCUGAAUGUAACACCACACGCUGUGGUACAGAAAAUGCCAAAUCAAGUUCCAAUAAUGUGACAAAGACAGACAGUGAUGCUGAUCUUUUUGGCCUAGAGUGUUGGGAACAGGCACCACUCUUUCAGCUAGAAGAGGAGCUAUAUGAAGCCAAUCUUCCGGGCUCUGCUGCUAAACCCCAAAAAUUGGGUCAAAAUUAUAGUCUGCCAUGUCUUAAAUUGGAAAUCAAAAAGCCAAAUUUGGCUUCAACAAAGGAAUGUAUUAUGUAUGAAGGACUGAAAGAACAAAAAAGCGAUUGUCUGGAAAAAUCAAAACUGGAAGAAAAUUGUAGUCCACCAUCUCUUAUAACAGAAGUCAAAGAGUCAACUGUUGCAUCAAAUGAUGAAUGCAUUGCGUAUGAAGGACUGGCAGGACAAAAGACUGCCUUUUUGGGCCAAUUAGAACAGGGACACAAUUGUAGUCUGCCUUCUGUUGAACUAAAAGACCAGAAGCCAAAUGUUGCUCUUCCGGAGACAUGCAUUGCAGAAGAAGGACUGACCGGACAAAAAAGCGACUUUAUUGUAAAUUCAGAACUGGUAGAAUACCGUAGUCGACCAUCUCUUAAACUAGAAAUCAAGGAGCCAACUAUUGCUUCAGCGAAAGAAUGCAUUGCACAACAAGGACAAAAAAGUGACAGUAUGAUACAAUCAGAACAGAGACAAAAUUGUAAUCCGCCAUCUAUUAAACUGCAAGUCAAGGAGUCAAAUUUUGUUUUACCGCAGACAUGCAUUACAGAUGAAGAACAGAUAGGUCAAAAAAGUGACUAUAUGGGAGAAUCAGAACUGGGACAAAAUGGUAAGCCACAAUGUCUUAAACUAGAAGUCAAGGAGCCAACUGUUGCUUCAGUAGAAGACUGCAGUGCAGAUAAAGGACUGACAGGACCAAAAAGUGACAGUAUGGUAAAGUCAGUGACUAAGACAGUGUCUGAAAUUCAGGGCUCAGCUGAGAGCGAGCUAACAAAGAUUCAACCAAAUAAGCAGAAAAAUGAAAAAACUAAGAUAAACAGAGUACCCAAGCCCCAAUUUUCAAAGAAAACUGCAUUUUCCAAGCAUAAGCUAAAAUCUGGUAGCAUUAGUACUGAUUCUGAAGAUUCUGUGCUUUUCACUCCAGAUAUUGUGAUUAAAAUGAACUGGCCACAAAAGAAAACACUUCCAUGUGUAUCUGCAAAAAAACGCUGUAGUGGUGAGAGUCACAACUGCAGUGAGGUGAAAAAAUUCAAAGAACACAGACAAGAAAGCCAAGAUAAUCCUGACAGAACCUCAACGAACCACAGAGAAAACCUACAGAAAGUGACAGAGAAAGUGUCUGGCCAAUCAAAUGACACACCAUCCCAGGAGUCAGAAACCCCCCCGGAGCUGCAUGGUAUUCUGUCAGUGAAUAAAAUAACAAUUACAGAGCCAAAGAAAGUGAGAUUUGACUUAUAUGGUUCCAAAACAGAAAAACAGUACUAUGCUCCAGAACGGCGUUUUUCAGCUCCUGCUACAUUAAUGGUCACCUAUUGCAAAGAGUAUAACGAUAUGCUUUCUGCUAAACAAAAAGUUCUGAACCAGUGGAGUAGCACCUUUAUACCUAAAACAACAAAGACUUGUUGUCCCAGGUCACCCCAGAAGGGCUCCCCACAGAAGAAAAAACCACAGAAACCUCAGGACCUGUUAAAGUCAAAUAUGAGUGCAUUAAAAAACCAUUUGACUCACAGAGCCAAGCUAUUAUCUAGUAGUGACAGAGAGCGAGGCCACUUUAGAAAACAAACUUUUCAUCAAAAGCUUAGGAAAACACUAAGCAGCUAACCUGUCGAAGUAUCUUAAUUACUGCUUUUAUUAUGUUUACUUAAAUAUGUUUACACAUAAUAGCUGUAAUUUACACAUAAUAGGUGUAAUGUGUGAUUACAGAUUAUUAUUUUGUUUAUUUUUAUUGUUGAGAGCUAAAUAAUGUACAUUUAUUUUUCUAGCAUUGUCGUUUGUAAUAUGCUAUGUCUCUGACUGCAGUCAUUUUGCAAUGUUACUUUGUAUGGAUAGUUUUAAUUAUUGUUUUUUCUCUAUUUGAAGUACUUCUCAAUGUUGUUGCAUUAUUCUUUUUUACUUUUUACAAUUUGAAGUACUUCUGAAUGUUGUUGCAGUAUUCUUUUUUACUUUUUACAAUUUGAAGUACUUCUGAAUGUUGUUGCAUUAUUCUUUUUUACUUUUUACUAUUUGAAGUAUUUCUGAAUGUUGUCACGCAAUGUGAAAUAUGAAUAUAUAUAAAUAUUUUAUUUAAAAAUACAUGACUGGAAAGUUUCCUGGAAAGGCCGUUGUGUCACUUAAUACAUUUUGUAAAAAACUUGUGUUUGUGUUUCUUGAAAGAUAUUCUCAAUAAAGAUUUAUAUGAAAAUGCA
This is a messenger RNA of Carassius carassius (crucian carp), 5842 nucleotides long. RefSeq lists its product as uncharacterized. The transcript has 2 exons. The coding region runs from base 267 to 5258 and encodes 1663 amino acids. The record is from RefSeq and is a predicted model, not a curated record. NCBI's taxonomy places the organism in Eukaryota, Metazoa, Chordata, Actinopteri, Cypriniformes, Cyprinidae.